CAUGUCCGGCGUCACCAGCCUCAUCACUCACAGCCUCCCUCUCCUUUUUACUGUAUGUCAGUGGGCAUGCGGUUGUUUGUGUCUAAACGCGCUGUCAUGUGAGAUGCGAGUAAGCCGGUUCUUCUGCACCUGGGACUUUGUUUCCAGUCUCCAUGGGGGAGAAGGAGGAUCGCUGACACCAUUUGUAUUUAUUGCCUGUGCAAAGCAUACCAAAACAUCAACCUAUUUCCAGCAUAUCCUGAGAAGCAGAACAGAGAUUUUGACUCUUCAGGGUGUUAACUGGGUCUCCAAAGUGAAACCUCUUCAGGUGUUUAGCAGAGGAGACAAAAAAGCGCCAUGGGGUCCAGUUCCUCAUCCUUCCCCCCCAGAAACAUUUACCUGGAUGUCGAAGGGAAGGUGCAGAAGGUAGUUUUCAGUCAGCACUGUAGUCCGUGUGACAUCAAGGAACUUCUGUGUUCCUCAUCCAACCUUCCCAGGAACUCUGCCAUUAAGGUUGUAAAUCCAGAAGGUGCCAUGGUCUCCAUCGAUGCCACAAUGCCCACCAACUCUCCAAAUUUUCUUUACAAAGUUGUCCCGCUAUCUUCUGAUCAGCCAGGAGACAGGGAGGACAUGUUUCAGAGCGUGCUGUCUCAGGUGGCAGAGCAGUUCACCAGAGCCUUUCGCAUCAGUGAGCUGAAGGCUGAGGUCACCAACAGGUUGGCAGCGUUGGAAAAGAGAGUGGAAAUGGAGGGUUUGAAAGUAGUCGAAAUCGAAAAAUGUAAAAACGAUCUGAAGAAACUUCGAGAUGAGAUGACUUCAAGAGGUGGAAGUAGGGUAAGCUGUUCCUGCAAAUUCAAUUUCUCAGAAGAGGGGAAGAAGGUCACACCUAGAAGAGAUGUCCCCACUUACCCAAAGUACACACUGUCUCAGGAGACCAUUGAGGCACUGAAGAAGCCAACGUUUGACGUUUGGCACUGGGAACAUAAUGAGAUGUUGAGUUGUCUGGAGUUUAUGUACCAUGACUUGGGAUUGGUGAAGGAAUUUAACAUGAACCCCAUCAUACUCAAACGCUGGCUGCUGGCGAUACAGGAAAACUAUCGCAACAAUCCUUUCCACAACUUUCGACACUGCUUCUGUGUUAGUCAGAUGAUGUACGGCAUGAUUCACCUUUGCAACCUGCAGGGGAAGCUGACCCUCACAGAUCUGGGAAUUUUAAUGACAACAGCGGUGUGUCAUGACUUGGACCACCCUGGCUACAACAACACAUACCAAAUCAACGCUCGCACGGAGCUGGCAGUGCGCUACAACGACAUCUCCCCGCUGGAGAACCAUCAUUGUGCUGUGGCCUUUCAGAUCCUUUCGCUUCCUGAGUGCAACAUCUUUGCAAAUGUUGAUCCAGAGGCAUUUAAAAAGAUCAGACAGGCUAUUAUCACCCUUAUUCUGGCCACUGACAUGGCCAGGCACGGUGAGAUUCUUGAAGGCUUCAGGCAGAAACUGGACAACUUUGAUUUUAGCAACGAGGACCAUGUGAUGUGUUUGCAGAAGGUGUUGAUCAAGUGCUGCGAUAUUUCCAACGAGGUGAGGCCAACUGAGGUUGCUGAGCCGUGGGUGGACUGUUUAUUGGAGGAAUACUUCAUGCAGAGUGACAGGGAGAAGUCUGAGGGUCUUCCAGUAGCUCCCUUCAUGGACAGAGACAAAGUUACCAAACCCACAGCUCAGAUUGGAUUCAUCAAGUUUGUCCUCAUCCCCAUGUUUGAGACAGUCAUGAAGCUAUUCCCUCAGAUUGAAGAAAUCAUGGUUCAGCCUUUGAGAGACUCUCGAGACCAUUAUGAGGAGCUGAAGCAGCUUGAAGACUCAAUGACAGUGGAGUCGUCUUUCAUGGGCCGAUUGAAGAAAGAUUUGAAAAGUGAGUGAGGCCCCGGUGAAGACAUUCGGUGCUGCAUACUGAAGAUGACAGCUGAAGCAGGGGCCUAAGAUAAAAGUGACACAGCUCUGCAGCACGCUGAACUAAAAUUAGGCAAUGCAUUUCUUGAACUUUGACUUUGAUUUUUACAGCAGAUGAUGAAGGGAGGUGCAUAUUUAUGCCGUGAACGCACUAGUCUAUGAAUUUGCAUUUUUUAAAAAUGUGUUGUUUGUUUUUUUGGCCAGAAAAUCUAAGGGAAUCGCUUUUCCAAUCAGAGAGUAAUUUAUUUUAAUUUAUUAUGUGCUUUCACAAUCUAUAGAACAAGAUUUGUAGUUUGCCAAGGUUUUGGCUGUUUAAAUAAAUAAAAGGGGCCAGAGUGGCACAUUUUAAAUGAAAAUCUAGCAAUAAAGUUUCACUUGGUAUUACAAAUUAAUGUUUUUUCCCAAGAAUUAUACAAUGUCAUACAUUCAUCUUUUAAUGAAUUGUCCUUUUGCAUUUACUUUUUAGUGGAAUACAGUGCAUGAAGUGUGUUAUAAAACAUAGGGUGACUGAGGAGCCAAAAUAAACUUUCCUUUAAUAGGAAAAAACCUCAAGUUGCAGCAAUUUGCCUUAUCCAGUUUAAAACUAAACAGGCAGUAAAAUACAUGGAACAAAAAUAUGGGGCCUCAAAAAAUAGUCCCAACUGUUAAUGGAGAACAAACUGGAAAAAUCAAACUGAAAAGUGAAAAUUGGUCCUAAGCUAAGACAACCCAAACUUAGCUAAAGCACAGCUUUAGCCUCAGUCUUAAAAAUAGACAGGGUGCUCACAGAUAAAGCUUGGGAGUUGGCUCCACCAGAGAGCAGCCUGAUAACUUUGAGACCUGCCUCCCAUUUCAGAAGCUGCAGGAACCACAAAUAAAAACUGCAGUCUAGGCGUGAAGGGCUGCGCUGGAAAUUAAGGGAACUAUGAAGUCGUUAAGAUAAGAUUGAGCCAGACUAUUUAUGGCUUUACAAGUAAAACAAAGUUAAAAUUUUAGAUACCAUCAUGAGAAUUUUCUUUUGAUCAUCUGAAGUCUUUCAAGGUAAUUUUUUUGACCUUGUUAUGAUAAAGAGCAAAAAAAGCCCAGCUAUGGAUUGACAGAUACCCUGGUUUGAUGUUCUGUAUCACUUUCUGCACCUACUUUUGGCAAUUUUCUGCAAAUAAAGAUGGAACAGGAAGGUCGGUGUCCGGAAACCUUUAGAUGUGUCCCUGGCACAACACACCAGAAUCAAAUGGCUCAAUUACAUAAUGCAGUCAAGUUCUCCACAGUCUAGCGAAUGACCUCAGUAUUUGACUCAGGCUUGCCGAAGCAGAAACACGACUAAAAGUUGCUGUACAUCCAGCCUCGAGAACCGGAUUUGAAUGUGAUGUUAAUACAGCAUGAACAAAACAUCUACUGUGAAUAGGAUUAAUUAAAAGCCUUUCUCCACAUAACCAAAAUGUUAGACAUGGACUGUCACUUUGGUAAAUUUUUUUGUUAUCAUUCCUACUUUAAAUUACCCAACCAUUUCUGCGCAUCUCAUGUCUUCAGGAGGACGUUCGAGAGCCGAUGCGUGCCGAAACUAAACACUGCCUCACCUUGUUUAGAUCUUGUCGAUUUAAGAGACGAUGUGAUAGGAUCCAUUUUUGAGGUAUUCGUCAGGACUCUGAUGGAGGCAUUUUGGAUGAGCUGCACUGGUGGAAUUUUUAUUUUACCUGUAUAAACACUGUGACAGUAAUGUAACCUUCUCAAGGUAAUAGCAGGCACCAGUUUUUCUGUCUUGUUCUGACAGAAAAACACGACCUAUGCUUUGACGUCCCACAUCUUUCCCUCUCUAAACACAUUCUCAGUCUACACCAGAAUACAACAACUUCAAAAUAGUCAUAUACGCAACUCAUGUGCUCUCUGUGAUUUAAAAGUUCAGGCAAAGCAUAAUAAGUUAUAGGAACAAGGUUAGUGGCUGGUUUUUAUAUUCAUGAAUGCUGCCUCGUGCAGUGAGUAGAAAACCUUCCAGGUGUUCCCACCCCACCAUCACUACCUGAUGUGUUUCAUUCAGCUGUUCUACGGUUCUACUCCUCUCAUUUGUCAAACUUAUCACUACUUUUUCCAAGUGACGACAACCCAAAGGUGUACUUAUGGAAACCCACUCCACAGUCCACACCCACUUUUCCUGCCACAGUUUCCCUGCGAGCCACAGGGAUGGUGGUGGUUUUCCUCCAGGUACUUCACGCUGCUUUUAUGGAUGCCUUUUUAUGCAGCAUGUUGUAAAUUACUCUGUUAUUACUUUACCUUUAGGCUACAUCUGACAUCCACUAAAUGCCGCCUGUGUAGUUCUGGUGAAAUUAUAUGACUACACACUGGCAAACAGUGCAGAUCAACAAUGUUUGUACUCUACUUUAGGUGGAAGGUUUGCCUGAAUUGUUUUACAUCUAUGUAGCAUGACUAAACUACAUUUGCAGCCCACCAGUGUGCAAUCUAUUUUGAUGAAUGUGUUCAUUUGCCUGUCAGUUUGAGUGUUAUUCCGACUUAAGUUGCUAAAGAGAUAAUCUUGAGGCAACAACAGAGAAAUCAGCAGACCACAUGCUUCAGUGGCUGUUCAGAUGAAAGAGGAGAAAAGGCUUGUUUUGGACUUGAAUAAAGGUAAUUACCCACUACCUUCACCACAUUGCAUGACAGAGAGUUGAGAAUUAUCAUGUAAGAAAUGCUGUAAUCAAAUGAUGUUUUAUCACAUCAUACUAUUGUCCUGUUUAUUGCAAUGCUAGCUAUAAAUAAAAUGUGUUAUAAAUAAAAAAUGCCUAAGAUGUGCUCAAUUAAAAAUAGAUGAUGGAAAAUGUUAAUUUUAGAUAUUUUUUUUGUGAGAUGCAAGCAGCUUUUAGUCUUUUUUUUUCUUUUCAUUUUUCUUUAUUUUAUUUUAUUUUUACAAAAGUUAGUUGGGCCAGUCUCUAACUUGUUGACUGGUGUUUUUUGAUGAAAUCGACACUAAUUAAAUCUCCUCGUAUUUAAACCUCUGUAGCUGUUUUGUUUGCCUGCAGGCAGGAUGCCACAUCACAGCACACCAUCACAAUACUUCAACUGCUUUGCUUGUGGAUAUGAAGGGAAAUGCAUUAAUUAU
Molecule: messenger RNA, 4993 nt
Organism: Gambusia affinis (western mosquitofish)
Lineage: Eukaryota; Metazoa; Chordata; Actinopteri; Cyprinodontiformes; Poeciliidae
Gene: pde9ac
Product: phosphodiesterase 9ac
Exons: 19
Coding region: 337-1893 (518 amino acids)
Biological process (GO): cGMP catabolic process
Molecular function (GO): 3',5'-cyclic-GMP phosphodiesterase activity
Source: RefSeq, a predicted model, not a curated record